AUGGUGGAAGACAUGAAAGGGAAAAUUAGGGUGUUUUGUCGAAUUCGUCCAAUGAACAGAAGUGAAGCUGCACAGGGGGGCGCCACUGUUGUGGCUAAAUUAGAUGAUUAUUCAAUAAAUGUUGCCACCCCUCGAGGGUCCAGAGAGUUCCAGUUUGACAGAGUGUUUAGUGCUGAAGCCACUCAGGAAGAUUUGUUUCACGACACGAACAGGCUGAUCCAGUCGGUUAUCGACGGUUACAAUGUCUGUAUCUUUGCGUAUGGCCAGACGGGCUCAGGGAAGACAUUCACCAUGGUGGGGGACAAGGAUCAGAAGAACCCUGGGCUCAUGCCCAGAUCUUUUAACACCAUAUUCAACGUCCUGCAGGAAAACAGUCCUAAGUUUUACUUCAAGGUUUCUGCCUACAUGCUGGAACUGUACAAUGACAGGUUGCAGGACCUCUUGGUGAGCCAAGGCGGCGAGGCCCAAGCUCAGACUCAUCUCCACGGUCAGGCCAAGCGGGUGGAAAUCAAAAGGAACAGAAAGGGGGUUGUUUUCGCCCAAGGAGCAGAGACAAAGCAGGCCUCCAGUGCCCAGGAGCUCUAUGCUCUGUUUCAGCAGGCCUGCGCCAACCGACACAUCUCUGCCACCAAGAUGAACGUGGAGAGUUCGCGCUCCCAUCUCAUUGUCGGCAUCAUGGUUGAGAGCAGGAAUCUAACUAAUGGCAACGUCUGCACUGGGAAGCUGAGCCUUGUGGAUCUGGCAGGCAGUGAGAGGGCAGCCAAGACUGGUGCUAAGGACCACCAGCUGAAGGAAGCUAACUCCAUCAACAAAUCUUUGAGUGCCUUGGGGGAUGUUAUUUCAGCUUUGUCUGCAGAACUUCCUCAUGUGCCAUACAGGAACAGCAAGCUGACACAGGUGAUGCAGGACUCCUUGGGUGGAAAUGCCAAAACCCUCAUGAUUGUCAACAUCUCCCCUUCAGAAUGCAAUCUUGAUGAGACUAUCACAUCUCUUAUUUACGCAACAAGGGUGAAGGCCAUAACCAACAACGCUCAGAGAAAUGUGGAAAGCAAAGAAAUUGCCCAGCUGAAAGAGGUGAUUAUGAAGCUAAAAUCUGGACAGACAGUGGAUGAAGGCGACGUUUGA
This is a messenger RNA of Cololabis saira (Pacific saury), 1125 nucleotides long. RefSeq lists its product as uncharacterized. The record is from RefSeq and is a predicted model, not a curated record. Lineage: Eukaryota; Metazoa; Chordata; Actinopteri; Beloniformes; Belonidae. The transcript has 9 exons. Gene Ontology annotation, biological process: microtubule-based movement. The coding region runs from base 1 to 1125 and encodes 374 amino acids. Gene Ontology annotation, molecular function: microtubule binding; ATP binding; microtubule motor activity.